This is a messenger RNA of Macadamia integrifolia, 929 nucleotides long. RefSeq names its product protein SPIRAL1-like 2. Gene Ontology annotation, cellular component: cortical microtubule, transverse to long axis. The transcript has 3 exons. Bases 278 to 682 code for a protein of 134 amino acids. Lineage: Eukaryota; Viridiplantae; Streptophyta; Magnoliopsida; Proteales; Proteaceae. Gene Ontology annotation, biological process: cortical microtubule organization. The record is from RefSeq and is a predicted model, not a curated record.
CAAAGCCACAGCCACUUCACUCACAAGUCACAACUCCGGAACUUCCCCUCCUUAUAAAUCUCACUUUUUUCGCUGUUUCCCUGUCCUCUCACUUUCUCUUUCUCGUUUCUCGCGGUCGCAGAGGGAAUCUACGGUGCUCUACAGAUCAGAUCCGAAGAACAAGGAUUCUUGAUAUUUCCUGCAGUGUUGUCAUGUAUUGGGUUUUGAAUGCAGCAGGUCAAGGUUUCCUUCUAUAGGACCAGAGAAACAGAAAGAAAAAAUAAACAGGAAAGAGAGGAUGGGUCGUGGAGUCAGCAGCGGAGGCGGGCAGAGUUCAUUGGGCUACUUGUUUGGAAGUGGUGAGGCCCCAAAGCCUGCUGCCAAGCAGGCUGAACCUGCUCAGCCUACUCAGAAUGCUCAGCCUGCUCAGCCUACUCAGCAUGCUCAGCCUGCUCAGAGCCAGGGACAGGGUGCAAAUAAUGGACCGUCCCCAAAGCCUACAGUUGCUUCUCAACCGGUGGAUAACACUAAGCAGAUUCCAGCUGGCAUCCAAGGGAACACUUCUAAAAAUGCAAACAACUACUUCCGAGCUGAUGGUCAGAACAGUGGCAACUUCAUCACGGAUCGACCUUCAACUAAGGUUCAUGCAGCCCCAGGUGGUGGGUCUUCUCUCGGUUACCUGUUUGGUGAUGGUGGAAAUUAAUUUUCACUAUCCCUCAAAGCAUGGAGCUGUUUUACCGUUUGUGGAGGAUCUGUAGUAGCUUGGAAGAGACAAUAUUUCAUUUCCGUAGAGAAUACAAACUGUUUGAUCGUGUAUUGUAAUAUAUAGCUGUUUCUUGGUUGAACGUUUGUUGGUAGGUCUGCUGAAGUGAGGGAACUUCUGAAUUAGAUGCAAAAACACUCAUUGGAAGCUCAAUUGUUGUAUGAAUGAAGUUCCUUUUUCUGUUGCA